GCUUCCCUGUACAGUGAGAGACAAGUUAAAGACAGACCCAAGCAAGAGGAACAGUUCAGUCAUGGAUUCCAGACUGUAUACCGAGACAUAGAGAAGAAGGAUAACCCAUAACUUUAUGGAUAGUGCUGCUCAACUUGUCGGAAAAGUUGGAAAUACUUUCGUGAGAGGCAGGUGAACUCUGCUCUCACAGGGAGAUUACAGCAGGACAUGCUUCCAGCCACUGAACAGCUCGACUUCACUUGCAGCGUCAUGGGAAUCUUACUCACAUGGAGGAGACCGAACUGUACUACUGACAACAUACAGUGCAGUCAGUAGUACUCUUCAUGUGAUAGCGUAAAAGUCUACUACAUACAACCUGUUUGUGUGACACUAAACAGGAAUACAGGGUAGUGUUGUUGUACUUGGCGCCCUCCUGGAGAAGGUAAGAGGAGCUGGAUUUGUCCAUACAAAGGCCUUUUGUUCCCAGCCAGCGGUGGAGGUAGAAUAGCAGCAGCUUGGAUAGCUGGAGGUGGGGAGAUGAACCUUUUGUGACAUUUUCAUUGGACACUUUGCUCGAGCUGCUACCUGUUUUGGUUUGCCUCACUUAGCUCUCAGUAGGUGUGACACUUUGAACAAAAAUGGACAGUGCGAGUAAUAGCUCAGAUGGAGCGGGGAAGCAGCCCGCUAGUUCCAUCCUGAAUGUCUUUAACAGCUUCUUCAGCCGGGAUAGAUCUGCCUCUUCGAACGCGGAGUCAGCUGUGUUGACUUCUUUCAAGGAGCUGGCGGAUGGGGAAAACCCUUUUCCUGAAGGUGGUCAAACUACUUGUACUGAGAACAAGCUACAAGGGAGGGAAGGCAUGCUUCGGGGUGAUAUGACUGCUUCCAGUGAUACAAGGCAGAGGGCUGAAGCAUUGGAAGCCUGCAAGGAGUCUGGCGACCAGGUUAAAACAGCAGCCGGAGUCUUGGUUGACGCAGAUCUGGUCCAGGUAACGAGGGUGGAAACAUACAGUGACGCAGAAAAUGAGGAUGAGGAGGCGGCCCGCAGCAGCCUUAGCCUGUCAGAGAAACUUGCAAGGACCAUGGAGCAUGCCCUACCUGAGGAGGACGGUAAUAAAGGGGACCAUGGUGAUGGAAAUGAGCUAAAAGAUGCCAGUGAGGAAGAGUACCUAGUACCUGUGUUUAGAACACACAAACUGAAGAAGAAAUCCCACAUAGAAGCUAUUCUGCAUUCAGACAGAUUCAUCAGCAGAACUGACUCAAGUGCAGUCCUGGUCUCUUCAGUUUCCAAAGAGGGUGGUAAUUACAGUCCCAAGGAGAGCACCACCAACGUGUCUAUGGAUGUAGAAACAUCUGGGGCUGCAGGGGAUAGUAACAACAAACUGGGAUCAAACGAAACCGAUGAAUAUGCUGCUAUAGACUGUUCUCUGCCUGUUCCUUCUGUCAUCUCUGGACAUCUGGAUUUGGAAUCUGCAGGUAAUGGCGCUGCCCUGGUUUCUCCGUUAAAGCAGACAGAGGACUUAGAUAGCACACAAAAGGAGGAGACAUCAAGGGCUGAGGACCCUCACUCCAGCCAGGUGUCCUCCUGUGUUCCCUCCAGCCCUCCAAUCCAGCAGAAUCCUGAAGUCUCAGUCCAAUCGUCCUCCAGUCCAGAGGUGCUGUCAGACUCUGCUGGUAUUGCAGAUCAAGCCAUCUCGCUGUCAUCUGCGCCCAAAGAGUCCCCAGGUGACAUCCAGCCAAGUGCCAGUCCUGCCUCACAGCGCACACCUGCUCCAAAGACACCAGAAACAAGCACACCACCUCGAGCUUCAUCCUCCGCCUCAUCCCCAUCCAGGGCCACGUCUCUGUCUUCGCCCCCUUCCUUCCAGAUGCCGGCUCUCUUCAGUGGGUUGCGGGUGCUGAAGAAAGGAGCGGUGGGGGAAGACAGGGAGACCAUGUCAGAGAUCAAGCAGAGGGAGAAGGAUGCAGACCUGGCCCUGCUCAGCCUGAAGAAGACAGUAAACAAAGCUAAGCUCUUCCCCGAGCAGAAGAUAACCACUCCAGCCAAAAAACACGCAGAGCCUAAACCUGUCGCAGAAACUAAAAGCACUGUAGUGGGACAGCUCAGUCAGCUGCUCAACUUGGACAACCAAGACGGAAGCAAAAAGUCAGAUGACGGCCAGGAUGCUGAUCCAAAGACGAAAAAAGAGUCUGAGGACAGAGAAGAGGUUGUGGGGGAGAAAAUUCCAGGCCCAGAAACCCCCACUUCCUCAGCGGAAAGAAAGAAAACUUCAGACCUGGCUUACGAAACCUUCAGGAACAUCUUUGGCCCCAAAACAGUCAGAAAGGAGAAAACAGAGGAUGUGGAUCUGGAGGCAGUGAAAAAAAAAAUCAAGAAUGACAAGGAAAAUCUGAGGUCUAUUUUUGAAAGAGCCUCCAAAUCUCCAAGCAAGGAAGUCAAAAGUCCCACAGAGGCUAAUACAGAGGUCACGUCCCCUACAGACGGUGAAGACCGGACUCCAGGGCGCCUGCAGGCUGUGUGGCCUCCACCCAAACCGAAAGAUGAGGAAGACAAGGUGGGGCUGAAAUACACCGAGGCAGAGCACCAGGCGGCCCUCUUGCAGCUGAAGAGAGAGUGCAAGGAGGAGGUGGAGAGGAUGCAUUCCGACUUUGAGCUCCAGAUCUUCCAGCUGCGAGGUGAGAAUGCCGUCUCAGUCUCACACCUGGAAGGAGUCAUUGCCAAGAUACAGAGAGACAGGUCGUACAACACAGGCCAGGAGCGGAGCGAGGUCUGCGAUGCUGCUGUGUCCACCGCAGAUGAUCCGAUCCUCAAGACCUGCCGCACCGUGGGCAUCCAGACGGACAGGGAGACCUUCAUCAAGAGCCCUGGGAGUGACGGCAGUGGGCUUGCUCAAAGCCCCACCCAGAACAUGCCGAAAAAACUCAAUUUGGACUCAAUUGGACUGAAUCUAAAAGCUGAAACAACCCCAGGGCCUCCUGGACCACCACCACCUCCUCCUCCUCCCCCUCCCCCUCCCCCGCCAGGCCUCUCAGGACCACCACCCCCUCAUCCUCCUCCUCCUCCCCCCCCCCCUUUGCCAGGCAGCAUGGGAGCACCUCCACCACCCCCACCACCGCCUCCUCUCCCUGGUGGUGGUCCUCCACCCCCACCGCCUCCGCCUCCCCCUCCUGGUCUACCUGGAGCUGGUCCACCUCCUCCUCCCCCUCCUCCAGGCUGUGGACCGCCACCUCCUCCCCCUAUGGGGGGCUUCAGUCUUGGCCAGAAGGUGGAGAAGGCCCCUCGGAAACCUGCCAUUGAGCCGGCCUGCCCCAUGAAGCCUCUGUACUGGACCAGGAUACAGAUAGAGGACAAUAACAACAACACACUGUGGGGUUCUCUGGAGGAACCAAACAUCUCCAACACCACAGAGUUUGAAGAUCUUUUCUCCAAGGCCACGCUGCAGCCGAAGAAGAAGCCCCUGUCGGACACCUAUGAGAAGAAGGCCAAAACUAAGAAGAUUAUCAAGCUGCUGGAUGGGAAGCGUUCACAAGCAGUUGGCAUCCUCCUGUCGAGCCUGCAUCUGGAGAUGAAGGACAUUCAACAAGCUGUUCUGACUGUGGACAACUCUGUGGUGGAUUUGGAGACUAUCGAGGCUUUAUAUGAAAAUAGGGCCACCAGUGAUGAGAUGGACAAGAUAAUGAGACAUUAUGAGAAGUCGAAAGAAGAUGAAAUGAAACUGCUGGACAAGCCUGAACAGUUUCUGUACGAGCUCUCCCAGAUUCCCAACUUCGCGGGCCGAGCCCACUGCAUCAUCUUCCAGUCAGUAUUCCUCGAUACAAUCUCCUCCAUCUGUCGCAAGGUGGACGCCAUCUCGAAUGUCUGCAAAAAUCUUUUAGAGUGUAAUCAAUUGCGGGAUGUAAUGGGUCUUGUUCUGGCCUUUGGGAACUAUAUGAACGGAGGGAACAGGACAAGAGGUCAGGCGGAUGGUUUUGGGCUGGAGAUUCUCCCCAAACUAAAGGAUGUCAAGAGCAGGGACAAUCACAUGAAUCUGGUGGAUUAUGUUGUUUUGUACUACCUGCGUAAUUUUGACAAGGUAAGGCGCUGUCAAUUAAAUUCAAAGUUUGACACGUUUAAAGCAUCUGUUGCUCAUCGCUUAUCUACUGUUACGUUUGCUCCACUGUCCCAGCAUGCCGGCACAGACAAGAGUGUGUUCCCUCUGCUCGAGCCUCAGGAUUUCUUCCAGGCCGCUCAGGUGAAGUUUGAGGAUCUCACCAAGGACAUGCGGAAGCUGAAGAAAGAUCUGACUGCGUGUGAGAAAGCCGUGCAGAAGGUGUGUGCUGACUCAUCAGAGGAACACCUCCAGCCCUUCAAGGAGAAGAUGGAAGGAUUUAUCUGUGCAGCUCAAAAGGAGCACGCAGCCGAAGAGGACCGACUCAAUGCAGCACAGAAAAGUUUCCAGGACACGGUGAACUACUUUGGGGUGAAGCCAAAGUCCGGGGAGAAAGAGGUGACCCCGAGCUAUGUUUUCAUGCUUUGGUACGAGUUUUGCAACGACUUCAAGAACACCUGGAUACGACAAAACAAGAACAUCUCCAAGGAGAGGUUGAAGGAAGCUCAAGAAAACAUCAAGAAGAUCACAGCAGAGAAGAGAGUUGAAACCAAGAAGAUCAAUGCCAACAGUCUGAAAGAGAGGCUGCGGCAGAAGGAAGCCAGCGUGUCCUCCAGCUGAGCGAAAUGACGCAGCAGAAGAAGUAAUGAGUGGCGGCAGUAAGAAAGGUGGAGAAGAUGAUGGAUCAGAAAGUGUGCACGCCUCAUCUCUUUUGCGUUCGCCAGCUGCCUCUACAACGAGGACUCUCCCUCUGUGCCCCGCGUAGACUCACAAUGAAACCUCUCCUGACUCUGACGACUCCCGCUGUCGUAUCUCUACCCCACUAUCAGCGCCGGACACCUCCCGCCCACCCCCACCCUCAUGUCGAGCUUUCUCUGUCUGCUGAACAGAUAAGACGCUGGGCCUGCAGCGAGGAUGCAUGGCUGACACAGCCGAAGUGAUGAGAGUCUCAAAGGCCAAAGGUUGAUCUCAUUCAUCCAGUGCGGCGUGACCUCUGAGUGCCCAGCUUGUGAAAGGUCUCAAGGGGUCAGCGGGAUUCUCAACAGAGCCAGCUGACAAAUCCACCAGGUCCCGUCUGGAUCUACGAGAGCUGAGAAACCGCUUCUUUCUGAACUGUGGAUGUUACAUCAGACAGCAGAAUGAUAAAGCUCCGACAUAUUCAACGUGUUAAGACGUUGUUGCUGUUGUACGAACAGAUACAGCCGCCUGGAGGGAAGAAUCCCUGUUCAUAAAACACACCUCUCUCUCUCUCUGGAAGUAGUCAAAACAAAAAGGAAGAAAAAGAGUUGCUGUAGCGAAAAGCUUCUCAUUCACCAUGGCUCAUUAAGAGUCUUGUAAAUAUGUCAUGUUGUAGAAUCGGCAGGGAACGCGCGAUAAAUGACCUGCGCUGCGGCUUCGAGUGCAGAUGAAGACAUGUUGCGUAUAAAUGUGUGUGCGAACAAAUCAGCAUGUGGAGGUUUCACUGUAUUGUGUAGCACUGCACCAGACUGACCUCUCCUGGGUGACAGCCAGAGAGGAGCAGAACCUGGCAGCGAGCCUCGGGCCCCCUCACACACACACACACACACACACACACACACACACACACAAACAUGUACUUAAAGACAUCAGAAGAACACAAGUUUUAAACCCAAGAUAUUAAACAUUGAACUUGUUAAUCCUUCACUGACCGCCGUGCCCGGCACACUUUUAAGCACUUUACCGCUUGCAGUAGCUGUAUGUCGUAGCUCACUAUAAGCCACCCUCCUCUGUUAUGCUAACCGCGUACAUUUUUCAGAUGUCUUGCACUGUUUUGCACCUCUUUUCCUAUGCAAGGGUGUGGUUUCCUUGUUAAUAAGAUUUAUUAAUUGUUUUUGCUUCAUGAUGAAAUCUUACUAGAUUUUGUUUUUCUAAAAAAAAAAAACAAAGUGCUAAGAUUACUGUUUUACUGUUUGUUUUUUCGCAAAUGUAAGAUGUAGCCACGCUUCUGUAACAUUCAAGAAGUCUAUUUAUGUAAGGAAAGAUUUAUUUUAUGCCAAAAAAACAUCAGCUUUGUUCCCUUUGAGGCUGUAUUUUUAUGAGUUGUAAUUAACUGAGAAGCUGCCUGACGGGCCUGUCAGGUGAACGAUAUGUUUUCACGUGCAUAUUACUUGUAUGCUGCGCCCACUGAUUUACAGGAAAUGCGUUGAAAGAAGACAGUUGCCUCUUCUGUUUAGUUUUGGAGAGAUGAGGAUUGUAUUUUGGGUAACAAGAACAUUUAAGCAUAUCACCUGAAGCCAUGUGUGUUGCUAUACCUCAGACAGACUUCCAUGAACAGAGUAUCCAUAAAACUGCACCUUGAAUUACUUUUAUACCCUCCAAAGUCUUUCACGUGUGCCAUUUAUUUUAUAUGAGAAUCUAGAUAACUUAAAAAAUAUCUGACUUCAGAAGGUUUGGAGAAAAAAAAAGAAAGAAAUGAGCUGACACUGGCCAAGGAACUGCUGUAGCCUCUACUGUAUGUAUGUAUGUCGGUUCAUGUAACCUUCAGUAGCUCUCAUAUAGGUGCUCUGUAAUUAUAUGGAAUUGUUUUAAAUUUCAAGAAUAAACUGGAUGCCGAACAAACUGGA
Molecule: messenger RNA, 6649 nt
Organism: Chelmon rostratus (copperband butterflyfish)
Lineage: Eukaryota; Metazoa; Chordata; Actinopteri; Chaetodontiformes; Chaetodontidae
Product: formin-like
Exons: 16
Coding region: 618-4685 (1355 amino acids)
Biological process (GO): actin nucleation
Cellular component (GO): endoplasmic reticulum membrane; actin filament; nucleus
Molecular function (GO): microtubule binding
Source: RefSeq, a predicted model, not a curated record